Prorocentrum cordatum is the source of this 690-nucleotide messenger RNA. The record is from the annotation of a GenBank genome assembly. Lineage: Eukaryota; Dinophyceae; Prorocentrales; Prorocentraceae.
GCCGAGGCCUGGCCCCCCCGCGGCGAAGAAGUCGGGGCCAUAGAGCCCCGCAGGCGGCCGCCCAGGGGGCGCGGCCAGAGCGUGCACUGGCGGCGUUUUCCUGGGGCACCGCGGUCGAAGCCUGGGGCUGCUGGGGAUUUAUUCCGCAGCGGCCUGCUCCAGGAUAAAUUAACUUUGACGGUUGUGUAGGUCCAAGGGGGGCGCAGCGAGCCCGCGCCGUCUUUAAUGGCGCGGUGGUGUGCGCAGCAGCAUGCUGGUUGGUCACCUGUGGUGUACAAGAGCGUUGUGGCGCGCGCAUUCUUUGCAGAGUUCACAGCCAUUGUGGUGCACGCGUGCACUAUAGUGUACACGAGAUUCCGCGGCUACUCUCAGCAGUCUCAUCCUGCGCAUCCCAAUGCUAGCUGUCCGGACAUCUCCUCAGGCAUCCUCAGACGGCGCCCGCAUCGUCGCAGCACCAACAGCAGCAUCGUCGCAGCAUCGUUAUCAGCAGUAUGGGGCCGCAGCUCCAGUGCACGUGGGCAUGUGCAGGGCUGCCCACAGCGCGAAGGUUAGGUUAUCGACGGGCUGGACGCGGCGAGGACGAGGGGCUUGCGACGUGCCUGGGGGCACCUUGUGCUAGAGAGGCCAGCGGUGAGGGGCUAGACAGAAGAGCGAUUGCCGCUUGGAUGCUGUUUCCCCUGCUGCUGCCCC